GAUACCGGCUGACAGUGCAGGAGUCUGUGUCUGUGCCAGAGGGCCUGUGCAUCAGCGUGCCCUGCAACUUCUCCUACCCCAGGGAAGGCUGGAACAACUUUACCCCAGCUUACGGCUAUUGGUUCCAGAAAGGGGCCAAAACAGACUAAGAUGCUCUAGUGGCUACAAACAAGCCAGAUCACAAAGUGCAGGAGGAGACGCAGAGCCGAUUCCACCUCCUCAGGGAUCCUCGGACCUACAACUGCUCCCUGGACAUCAGAGAUGCACAGAGAACGGACACAGGGACAUACUUAUUUACGAUGGAGAGAGGGUCCAAAAUGAUAUAUAAUUACAAAUGGAACCAGUUUUCUGCGAAUGUGACAACUCUGACACAGACACCUGACAGCCACAUCCAUGGAACCCUAGAAUUUGAGCACCACAAGAACAUGACCUGUAUGAUGCCAUGGGCCUGUGAGAGAGGGACGCCCCCCACCUUCUCUUGGAUUAGGGUCAACCUCACCUCCCUGGGUCCCAGAAUUCCUUACUCCUCAGUGGUCACCCUCACUCUGGAGCCCCAGGACCAGGACCAUGACACCAACCUCACCUGUCUAGUGACAUUCCCUGGUAUGAGCACCAAGAGGACCAACCAGCUCAAUGUGACCUAUGCACUCCAGAACCUGACCAUCAGCGUGCUCUGGAAAGAAGGCACAGCCCACCACAGCCCCAUUGCCGCCUACACCAUCGUCAGUGACUCACGACUUCCCAGCCCCUAG
Hipposideros armiger (great roundleaf bat) is the source of this 752-nucleotide messenger RNA. RefSeq names its product sialic acid-binding Ig-like lectin 12. Lineage: Eukaryota; Metazoa; Chordata; Mammalia; Chiroptera; Hipposideridae. The transcript has 4 exons. The annotation marks the transcript as partial. Gene Ontology annotation, molecular function: sialic acid binding. Gene Ontology annotation, cellular component: plasma membrane. Gene Ontology annotation, biological process: cell adhesion. The record is from RefSeq and is a predicted model, not a curated record.